Messenger RNA from Clonostachys solani, 2490 nucleotides. The record is from the annotation of a GenBank genome assembly. NCBI's taxonomy places the organism in Eukaryota, Fungi, Ascomycota, Sordariomycetes, Hypocreales, Bionectriaceae.
AUGCACCACUGGCAUGAUCCCCGUUGCACCGAGCCCGACGUGCGGGUAGCAUCGGGCAGCUCGACGCCACGCUGCCAUGCUUGUGGUGCUGCUCCAGACAUUGCCGCGCUCGUCGCCAGUCGUGCCAUGACUAGUUCGACGCCGACGGUGCCGGCUGAGAAGCGGAUUGGCGAGCUGGACCUGUGGUGGCCGCGCGUAGUUCCGUACUCACGGCCAACUGAUGCCCUACUCGCUUCCGAGGCCCAAAACCGCGACCCCCCUGACCAGGGUCGGGUCGCCAUGCUGCUGCCAGACGCGGACUUGUUUCCAGAAAGAAGCACGCCGUACGCUGCGACUCUUCGCCCCAACGAGUUCCGAUUGAUCAGUCUCCCGGCGGUCGAUGAGUACGACAGCCCCGUCCACCUGACGCUCGAAGUGUACGACCUCGAUGACUGUCCCGAGUACGAGACGGCGUCGUACACGUGGGCUGGCGAGGACGAGGACGGCGCGCUGCUGCAUGAGCUUGCAACCGGCGCUGUGAAGCCACGCUUUGUCGACAGUUCCGGAACACCCAAGGCGCCUCCACCGCAUCAGCUGGGAGAUCUUCUCGGGCGCCGGUACUUCUCUCGGAUCUGGGUCAUCCAGGAACUCCUGCUCUCUCAGCGCGUCUCGAUCCGCGUGGGUGAUGUGGAUUUCUGGGCUGACCCGGCCAUGGCAACUUACCUCGAGGCAAGUUUACCUGGCUGGAAUUGGGCCAAUACGGCGGCCGCGUGGGUGCAACACAUGGCGAAGGGAACUUUGGGUAUCAAGAGCCUCCAGGAACUGCUGAGAUUGACCUCGCUAUCUCAGGCGACGGACCCGAGAGACCGUCUUUUCGGAUUGCUCGGGAUUCUCCCUGAUCUCUCAGCGAAGGAGGUGGGUGGUGCUUCAUCAAGGUCUGGUGAUUCGUCGCUGCCCCUAUGGGGUCUUCACGCGGACUACUCACUGUCAUAUCAACACGUAUUCAUCGGCCUCUUUGGCUACUGUCUCAUCAACUUGAGACAGCCAACCAUCCUUAACCAUGCUUGGGGUCCUGGGUCACAUGGAGAUAAAUAUCCGACCUGGGUUCCAGACUGGAGAUCACAACAGACGUGGGAACGAUUAUUCUUACAUCCACAAGCGAAUAGACAGCGCUUUUAUCAAAUUACCCAAACUCUUAAUGUCGGUGAAGACGGCCAGGUAAUGCCGGAACUGAUCACGUCGCCUGUUGACUUGUAUGACCUAGUUGGUCCCGGCAGUGAACACAUCAUGGCAAAGCAUUUAUGGUAUCAUGAUGCGCAGAUAAAUGCUUCUACUGGUGCAUUGAGUAUCAGGCUAACUCAGUAUAUGGAUCUGUCGGGACCAAUUUUCCACAUAACAGAUCUAGAUGAAUUUGGAUUGUUCGCAAUGCGGAGGAAGCGGUUCACUGUGUUCUUGCUCUGCAAAAGAAGACUCGACAAGCUUAUAUCAACCUCAAGUUCUUGCCAACUUUUCGUACUUAAUGUGGAUGACCGGACUCUCAUGUAUCUCGUUCUUCAACGCUCAUUUGUGGGGGGUCGCGACACCUACAGCCUUGUCUCAACCUGUCCCCAGGUGUUGGUCCAGAUGCCCUCCCAUCGAAGCCAUAACGAGCUGGCAAUACUGCGAUCUCUCACACUGGCAGACGUGCAAUACAGCAUAUUCGACCAGCUUCAGGAAGUCUGGAAAAUACUCCACGGUCUAUCUUUCGAUAAGUAUGACCCCGGAUUCCAAGAGUAUCUUGAGCUGCAGCGCCUUUUCCCCGAUGUGAGAUCAGGUCGCCAAAUCACAUCUACUCUUCGCGCUCUCUACAUUGUUCUCCAUUCUGAUAUCAAGAAUGUGAGCGAGAUAGCCAGGCUGUCCAUGUUUGAGAGCGCGUACGCGGGAGACAUCAGCCGCAAAUUAUCCCCGCGCGUAGAAGGCGAGAACUUGAUCAUAUCCUUUCCCACUACGUGGAGAGACAUAUGCGGCCUGUACUUCCAUGACAGGCGAUUUGAUAGACCCCGCGCCACAUAUUGGUGGUCGUACCGCUUCCGAGGCCAUGAUGUCUGGAUGCCUGCCCCGAUUCCAUACGAAACAUAUACAAGGAUCCUCGAGUCAAGAAGAGACCAGUGCAUCGAGGUGCGACUGCCGAUAUCCAGGGCCCUCUUCAUUCUUGCCCUGUCGCCCGGGGUGAAGGCCCUGAUGCAUGCUGUCAAGAACGCGGCCAAGUUGACUGGGUUAAACGAUGUUCAUGUGUGGGAUAUGCUGGAAGAGCUGGAGCGAAAAAGCAGAGUCUCGACUGAGUUGUCGCAGCCUAAUCAUCACGCCAAAGUUGACGUACCAAAAUCUCCAGAUUCAGUACAAGAGAAGCUCGAACAGAGUCGCUUCAUUGGGUGCGUAUAUGAGAAACAUAUUACCCCAGAUAUCACAUUCCGUCAUCUUAGGGAUGAGUUGGGGAUGGAUGGCAGCACCAGGCGGAUAACCAUCGAGUGA